This is a messenger RNA of Esox lucius (northern pike), 1113 nucleotides long. RefSeq names its product coiled-coil-helix-coiled-coil-helix domain containing 7 (gene chchd7). The record is from RefSeq and is a predicted model, not a curated record. Bases 264 to 521 code for a protein of 85 amino acids. Lineage: Eukaryota; Metazoa; Chordata; Actinopteri; Esociformes; Esocidae. The transcript is spliced from 4 exons.
GUCAGUUUUACUGUCAAUUUGUUGCAGACGUGAUGAACAUCGUAGUGCGAUGUUAAAUGACGUUCGAAAUGAUAUGAGGUUAUCGAUGAACAAGCAUUCAACCGAUCUGUAACUAUAACUAUCCCAAAAUGUAAGUGUGUUACGUGCUGAGCAGUUUGGCUUGGGCAAUUUUACCUAAGUCAGUCGAUUGCAAACCCGAAGGACACAGUUGUUUGCGGAAACUCAGAUGUGUUGGACACUUAAAUGUUGUUUCACAUCAAGAAAUGGACAAAAAUAUGCAAAGGAUGCGAAGUCAAGAUGUUAACCCAUGCAUUGAAGAAAGUGAUGGCUCGCAGAAAUGUUUGGAUGCCAAUAACUAUGACAAGACCAUGUGUUCUGCAUAUUUUCUGAGAUACAAAAACUGCAGAAAAUAUUGGCACAACAUCAUGUUGAAUAGGAGAAGAGACGGUGUGAAGCCUGACAUGCCCACCGCCGAGGAGCGGCAGGAGAUACUAGCGGCAAUUGGAGGCAAGCCUUACUAAGGCUGACCAUGCAGAAUGAAACACUGGAAUGGUGUGUUGAAAACAUGUUCCAGUGAAACUCUGGGAGAGACAUUUUCUUCAUGAAAUGUUGAGGGCUCCACACCUAACCAUUAUGAAGUUAACGUUGCCCCAGGAGGUGCCUCUGCCACAAGUUUGUGCAGCUUACCAAUGUUGGUGGCAGGGAUAUGUGUCAAGUAUUGGGAUUCGGGCUAUGAAUGGGUGUUGCUGGUUAGUAUGUAUGGGAAAUGCACUGCAAUUUGUCUUGACAAAUCCACAUUGUCAUUGUCUUUCAAGAAAGAAUUUAAGACAUACCUUCAUUUGCAAUCCUUGUGAUCUCUUAAAAUAUAUUUUUAUUUAUUAGUAAAGAUUAUUAAAAUAUUGGUAUGUUGUCUGUACCUGGGUCUGUAAAUGUGACCUGUGACUGCUCUGACUAAUGCUGUACAGUUUGGCCUUGCAAAUGCAAGGCUUAACAGUUGGCCUUAUUCAGAUUCUAUGCUGCCAGUGUUUUACAUUAUCAAAUACAUGAAGUUUGCUAGAGAGCCAAAUCCCUUUGAAUCAAUACAGUACAAUAAAACACUUUUGAUAAGCUUUA